Leptonychotes weddellii (Weddell seal) is the source of this 1588-nucleotide messenger RNA. Lineage: Eukaryota; Metazoa; Chordata; Mammalia; Carnivora; Phocidae. The record is from RefSeq and is a predicted model, not a curated record.
UCUGAUUUACAUGUAUUUAUUAUUCUAGGUUGGCGACAGAGAUGAUUCUAAUCUUUAUAUAAAUGUGAAGCUGAAGGCUGCUGAAGAGAUUGGGAUCAAAGCCACACACAUUAAGUUACCAAGAACUGCCACAGAAUCUGAGGUGUUAAAGUACAUUACAUCAUUGAAUGAAGACCUCACCGUACAUGGUUUCAUAGUACAACUGCCUUUAGAUUCAGAGAACCCCAUUAACACUGACGCAGUGGUCAAUGCGAUCAUACCCGGAAAGGAUGUGGAUGGGUUAACUAGCAUCAAUGCCGGAAAACUUGCUAGAGGUGACCUAAAUGACUGUUUCAUCCCUUGUACGCCUAAAGGAUGCUUGAAACUCAUCAAAGAGACAGGGGUGCAGAUUGCUGGAAGGCACGCGGUCGUGGUCGGGCGCAGUAAGAUAGUCGGUGCCCCCAUGCAUGACUUGCUUCUGUGGAACCAUGCCACAGUGACCACCUGCCACUCCAAGACUGCCAAUCUAGGCGAGGAGAUAAAUAAAGGUGACAUUCUGGUGGUUGCGACUGGUCAGCCGGAAAUGGUGAAAGGGGAGUGGAUCAAACCCGGGGCAAUAGUCAUCGACUGCGGGAUCAAUUAUAUCCCAGAUGACACAAAACCAAAUGGGAAAAAAGUGGUGGGUGAUGUGGCCUAUGAUGAGGCCAAAGAGAGGGCAGGCUUCAUCACUCCUGUUCCUGGUGGUGUGGGGCCCAUGACGGUGGCAAUGCUAAUGCAGAGCACAGUAGAGAGUGCGAAGCGUUUCUUGGAGAAAUUUAAGCCAGGAAAGUGGAUGAUUCAGUAUAACAACCUUAACCUCCAGGUUCCUGUUCCAAGUGACAUUGAUAUAUCACGAUCUUGCAAGCCAAAGCCCAUUGGCAGCCUGGCUCGGGAGAUUGGUCUGCUGUCUGAGGAGGUAGAAUUGUAUGGUGAGACAAAAGCCAAGGUUCUGCUGUCCGCACUGGAACGCCUGAAGCACCAACCUAACGGGAAAUACGUGGUGGUGACCGGGAUCACUCCAACGCCCCUGGGAGAAGGGAAGAGCACGACCACCAUUGGGCUGGUGCAGGCCCUUGGUGCCCAUCUUUCUCAGAACGUCUUUGCGUGUGUGCGACAGCCUUCUCAGGGCCCCACCUUUGGAAUAAAAGGUGGCGCUGCAGGAGGUGGCUACUCACAGGUCAUUCCCAUGGAAGAGUUUAAUCUCCACCUCACCGGCGACAUCCAUGCCAUCACUGCAGCAAAUAACCUUGUCGCCGCGGCCAUCGAUGCCCGGAUGUUCCAUGAGCUGACGCAGACAGACAAGGCUCUCUUCAGUCGUUUGGUACCAUCAGUAAAUGGAGUGAGAAAGUUCUCCGAUAUCCAAAUCCGAAGGUUACAGAGACUAGGCAUUGAAAAAACCGACCCUACCACACUGACUGACGACGAGAUAAACAGAUUUGCAAGAUUGGACAUUGAUCCAGAAACCAUAACUUGGCAAAGAGGUACCUGUGCAGUAUGGAUGCCUGAUUUGCUUCCAUUGGGCUGCACACCCCACACUGCCCAUGUGGGUCAUUAAAAUACGGGGUCCAGA